Molecule: messenger RNA, 235 nt
Organism: Protobothrops mucrosquamatus (brown spotted pit viper)
Lineage: Eukaryota; Metazoa; Chordata; Lepidosauria; Squamata; Viperidae
Product: proteasome activator complex subunit 2-like
Exons: 3
Biological process (GO): regulation of proteasomal protein catabolic process; regulation of G1/S transition of mitotic cell cycle; positive regulation of endopeptidase activity
Cellular component (GO): proteasome activator complex; nucleoplasm; cytoplasm
Molecular function (GO): endopeptidase activator activity
Source: RefSeq, a predicted model, not a curated record
CUCCAAAAUGUGGGUUUCUCAAAGGCAACGAGGUUCUCAUUUCACUUCUGGAUCGCGUGAAACCUGAAGUUCGUGAGUUUAAAGAAAAAUGCAUUUUGGUCACCACCUGGAUCCAGUUCAUGAUCCCCAAAAUUGAGGACGGCAACGACUUCGGGGUGGCGGUUCAGGAGAAAGUGCUGGAACGUAUCACGGCCCUGAAGACCAAAGCUGAAGCCUUCCAAACCACCAUCGCUAA